CGUCUCAGGAAAACCUGUCAAAGCGAAAAUGCCAGAUCCAGUCAAAGCACCGAAGAAGGGCUCUAAGAAAGCCGUGUCCAAGGCCACCAAGAGCGGCAAGAAGAAGAGAAAGCCCAGGAGGGAGAGCUACGCCAUCUACGUGUACAAGGUCCUGAAGCAGGUCCACCCCGACACCGGCAUCUCCUCCAAGGCCAUGCAGAUCAUGAACUCCUUCGUGGGCGACAUCUUCGAGCGCAUCGCCGGCGAGGCCUCCCGCCUGGCCCACUACAACAAGCGCUCCACCAUCACCUCCAGGGAGAUUCAGACCGCCGUCCGUCUCCUGCUCCCCGGCGAGCUGGCCAAGCACGCCGUGUCCGAGGGCACCAAGGCUGUGACAAAGUACACCAGCUCCAAUACUGCGAGUGGCCACUGGGGGACAUUGGCGGUGCCAUAUCAGUUCUAUUGAUACACCCAUAAUUCU
Messenger RNA from Xiphias gladius (swordfish), 460 nucleotides. Its product is annotated as histone H2B 1/2-like. The record is from RefSeq and is a predicted model, not a curated record. Gene Ontology annotation, cellular component: nucleosome. Lineage: Eukaryota; Metazoa; Chordata; Actinopteri; Istiophoriformes; Xiphiidae. Bases 29 to 445 code for a protein of 138 amino acids. The transcript has 2 exons. Gene Ontology annotation, molecular function: DNA binding; structural constituent of chromatin; protein heterodimerization activity.